ACUACAGACAUGGAAUCAGAACCCACUCAAAUGGCAGCCCUAGGAAGACCUCUGUUUCCUGGCAUGCUGUAUGACUGCCGCAAAGAUUCCUUCAUUCCAGGUGUUACUCUGUGGGAUCAGAAAUCACUGAGUAAAGAUCUGGACAGUCAUCCACAGCUCAUGACAGAUUUAAAGUUCAGUAGCUCGGACUCUCUCUCUGACAAGUCCAGUCUCCUGGAUGUAAGUGCUUCCCUGAAAGCCAGCUUUUUGGGAGGGUUAGUUGAGGUGGGAGGAUCUGCCAAGUACCUGCGGAACACUAAAUCUUCAAACCAACAGUCCAGAGUAACAAUGCAUCACAGUGAAACCUCAAGAUUCGAACAACUCACUAUGACUCAGCUGGGCCAGUUCAUCUACCCUCAGGUAUUUGAGCAGAAAACUGCAACUCAUGUGGUCACAGCUGUUCUGUACGGAGCUCAGGCCUUCAUGGUGUUUGAUCGGUCAUUUGUAGAAGAUGAAAACAGGCAGGAGAUUGAGGGAGAACUGAAUGUCAUGGUCAAGAAAAUCCCUGGAUUUUCCAUUGAGGGACAAGGAGCUGUAGAAAUGAAAGAUGAGGAUAAGAAAAAGGCUGAGAAAAUCACCUGCACAUUUCAUGGUGAUGUCCAUCUUGAGCAGAACCCUACCACGUACAUAGAGGCCCUAGAGGUGUACAAGAAGCUCCCCUCUCUGCUGAGGAAGAAUCCACAGAAUGCAGUGCCAAUAAAAGUAUGGCUCUAUCCUCUUUCUCUACUGGAUUCAAAAGCAGCUCAGUUGGUGAGAGAAAUCAGCACACAACUCAUUUCCAACACUGAAGAUGUAAUAGAGAAGCUGGGAGAAGUAGAAAGGAGAUGUAAAGACCUGUCCAGAAGACCAAUGGUACAUUUUUUCAGUGACAUCAAAGAGAGGCUGGACUCAUUUCAGGGUUCAUUUAGCAUUCACAAGAUGGUGCUCCAGAAAGUACUGGCCAGAGUCUUGCCUGCUAUUCGAGGAGGAGGGAUGGAGGAAAGGUCACUGGCAGACAUCCUGAAGAUCCACUACCUCUCCCCUUUUAAUGCUAGCAUGCUUAACCAGUGGUUACAUGACACAGAGUUACAACUUCACCUCUUGAGUGUUUACACCAAGACACUGAAGGGGAUCCAAAUUGAAGAUUCAGACAGUCUCUUCAGCCUCCUUGAUCCUGAUAUUGAUGUUGUGGUGUGCUUGACCUUCACAUCUCUUAAAUACAAAGACCCAUAUCUUUCAACCUUGAAUGAGUUUCUAAAAUAUGACCCCUUUAAAGAGUUAGAUGAGGUAAACAAGUUUACCCUGACAUCUUCUGUCCAAAAAUCAUUCAACCCUCAUGAUCUCACUUCAAAAAUGAGAGAAAAUGUAUCUCACUUCAGAAGUUUUUCAGAGGCCAAUAAAGAUAAAAAGAGAAUGCGCUUCAUUAUUUCUGCAAUCUCUGAUUCCUCCAGUCCAGGCUCCUCGAUCUAUCUGUAUGAAAAAGGGAUUCUGACAAAUACACAGUUCCAGCCAGUGUCCAAGCCGCCCACACCAGUAGUGAAGAAUGUUCUGGACCAAACUGUGUCCCUGAAACUGCAGAAGUCCCCGACUGGAGAAACAGUGAAGUAUAGAGUAGAGUACCAGCAGAUGAAAGCAGAUUCUGGAGCUGAGGAACAGUGGCUUGUCAUAGACACAGAUGAUGAAGACUUUACUCUGACUGGAUUGAUAUCUGGAAAGCAGUACCUGAUCCGCUACAGGAUAGUGGGUAAAGUGGGAGUGAGUGAAGCCAGUGAUUCUGUCAGCCCUCCACUCUCUUCAAGUGUAACUACCAAGCUGUCCUGUUCAUACAGCAGCAUAUACAUUAUUUGA
Sinocyclocheilus grahami is the source of this 1866-nucleotide messenger RNA. Its product is annotated as neoverrucotoxin subunit beta-like. The record is from RefSeq and is a predicted model, not a curated record. The coding region runs from base 10 to 1866 and encodes 618 amino acids. NCBI's taxonomy places the organism in Eukaryota, Metazoa, Chordata, Actinopteri, Cypriniformes, Cyprinidae. Gene Ontology annotation, molecular function: protein binding. The transcript is spliced from 3 exons.